This is a messenger RNA of Dibothriocephalus latus, 342 nucleotides long. The record is from the annotation of a GenBank genome assembly. Lineage: Eukaryota; Metazoa; Platyhelminthes; Cestoda; Diphyllobothriidea; Diphyllobothriidae.
AUGGCAAGAUACGCCAGGGAGCUAGAUCCACCUCUAGAUCCACAUGCCGAUUAUCUCUCCCGCUCCAGUGCUCUCGGCGCGCGUUUUAUUGCCGCUAAUCCUGUAGUUCGACCGUUUCGCCUAAUGAAGUCAGGCGUGUGCCCCGCGGAGUCGUCUCGGGUCAGUGACUUGCACGUUAAUUUAUUUAUGGGUGUUAGUAGCCCACUCCAACCGAAUGCCAGCAUAACCUUGCAGGCUGUCCUGACGCGUCGCGCCAGUGGCCGACUGCCAACAGUGAUUCCUUUGUCAAUGCGGACUGCCUCAGGGUCUUGUGUCCUCGCUGUGAAUGUCUCCACACUAUAA